AUGUCACCUCUGGACUUCAGAAACACAGAUCUGGUGUCAAGAUUACUAGCAGCUACUCCACCGUACUUAUACAACAUGUCACUCCUACCAAAUACAUUUUUCUUCAGCGAAAUGUUGAGAUCCUUGGUGCAGGCAAAAGUAGCUGAACAAAAUAGGAAUACACCCGGUAUACACAGUAGUCAUAGAAGGUCCCGAAAGAGGACGUGGUCUACCACGAGAGCUGAAUGUUUCCAGAAACAACAUUCCCCGAAAGGUUCUGAAAAACCUGCUGGUGAAAACAAUGAUUGGAUGCUGAAAAGCAAUAAUUUCACUAAAGAAGAGAUCCCUCUGGAGUUAACCAUAAAUAAAGUCGACAAUAAUAUGUCGGACCAAGAAAAUAAGUCGCUUUUAUAUCCAGGGAAAGUUGAACCCUUCAAUCCACCAAACAAACCUGAUUUAUCGAUGGAUCAUUUGUUCAGCAAUCAUACCGCAACAAACAGUGAAACUCCAUCAAAUUUGGUCCUUCCACCACCACCGCCGAUGUGGUAUCCACCCCUAUACCCCGCCCCACCAUACGGUAUAGACCCACUACACUUUUUUAUCGAUUUAAGAGUAUCGGGACACAUCUACGACAGAAAAAAUCAAAAUAAGGACCCACCUUCCACCAUUGUAAGCCCUUUGGUCAAAGAUAAAAGCCCGUCAGUAUCCCCAUGUAAGUUGGAAGAACCUCCGAACAAGUUGUCCAAAGAUUUCUUCAAGCAAUCCAGACACUCUUCAGCCUUUUCUGUACCUAUACCAUCGAGUAAUAAGAGCCCCAUGAACCUAACUCACUUGAAUCAAAAUGAGAACAAACAAACUAAGUUCGAUGUGAAGUCCAUGGGGUUUGAUAAAAGCUCAAACAAAGUAAGCACCAAUUAUAUCAUGGGUAACAUCAAUAAUAUCUAUAGUAGUGUUCGGUGCGCCAAAAUAGACAAAUUUGAGGACACCCCUAGUAAACAAGAUGAAGAAAUCAAACAUCAUGACGAUGAGGAUACUAAUAGAUCCAAAAAACUUAAAACUUUGCUGGAUCUGGAGUAUGUUGUGGACUACAUGAACAACACAAAAAAUACUCAAAAUUCAUCGGCGAAUUCCAAUAAUUCCUCAGAAGAGGAGUCCAUAGGAAGUCCAGCUUUGGAAGUGGUAGCUCUACAAGAUGAGAACUAA
Molecule: messenger RNA, 1182 nt
Organism: Brassicogethes aeneus
Lineage: Eukaryota; Metazoa; Arthropoda; Insecta; Coleoptera; Nitidulidae
Source: the annotation of a GenBank genome assembly